Molecule: messenger RNA, 2281 nt
Organism: Ceutorhynchus assimilis (cabbage seed weevil)
Lineage: Eukaryota; Metazoa; Arthropoda; Insecta; Coleoptera; Curculionidae
Source: the annotation of a GenBank genome assembly
AUGAAACUAAAGACAAUUUUCUCGGUUCUUAUUUGGUUUUUGGCCAGUGCGGUUUUGUGCAACAGUCAACUUACCGAUUUUUUUCGAAGUUUUCGCGGAUUGUUUGGUGGCGAACAGAAUACCAUUGAAGAUGAAAAAACUAUAUAUGACGAGUAUGAUUUUGUUGUUAUUGGAGCAGGUUCCGGUGGAUCCGUUGUAGCCAAUCGUCUCACUGAAAACCCCUCUUGGUCGGUUCUCCUUCUCGAAGCAGGCAAAGAUGAGAUCUUCCUCACCGACGUACCGCUCACAGCCUCUCUACUCUCCAUCACCGGCUACAAUUGGGGCUACAAAAGCCAAAAACUGUCCACAGCUUGUUUGGGGCUAGUGGACCAGAGGUGCAAUUUGGCCAGAGGCAAGGGACUAGGAGGCACUAGCCUCAUUAACUUUUUGUUGUACACCAGAGGAAACAGGAAAGAUUUUGAUUUGUGGGCGGAAAUGGGUAAUGAUGGUUGGAGCUAUAAAGAAAUUUUUCAAUACUUUGUGAAAUCAGAAAAUUGCUCCUCAUGUGAAAAUAUAGAUGAAGAUUAUCACGGAAAAUCUGGAUAUUUGAACGUAGAACAUCCAGGAUAUGAAAGCCCUUUUGUGAAGUUAUUUAUAAAAGCUGGACAAGAUAUGGGAUAUAGACACAAUGAUCCAAAUGGAAUGUAUGGACUGGGAUUUUCUAGAGCCCAAGCCACAAUGAAUCGCGGUCGUCGUUGUAGCGCCUCAAAAGCAUUUCUUCGUCCAGUUGCACACAGACAGAACCUGCACAUUUCCGUUCAAACCAGGGCAACCAAAAUUUUGAUUAAUCCCGAGACUAAAGAAGCAAAUGGAGUAGAAUUUUACAAAAAUAAAAUCAAAUAUGUUGUAAAAGUGAGGAAAGAAGUAAUUCUGAGUGCUGGUACCAUAAACAGUGCGCAACUAUUGAUGUUAAGUGGCGUAGGCCCUGGCGAACAUUUAGAAAGUAAAGGAAUUCAAGUUUUGUCAGAUUUGCGUGUGGGUUAUAAUUUUCAAGAUCAUAUGGCAAUGUCCACGAUACCCUUUCUUGUAAAUGAAAGUGUAACAGUUUCUGAUAUAAGUGUUCAAAAUCCUCAAGAUAUUUAUAAUUUUCUAACAAGAGGAAAAGGUCCGUAUACGAUACCUGGAGGUGCAGAGGCAUUGGCUUUUAUAAAAUCGAAAUAUACUAGAGAAAAAGAUGACGAUUAUCCUGAUGUGGAAUUGGUAUUGGGAGCUGGUGGGUUGAAUGGGGAUGUUUUUGGUGGAUUCAGGACACUCUUAGGAAUUCCUGAAAGCACAUCACGAAAAGUAUACGCGCCAUUACUUGGCAAGCCGUCAUUCAGUAUAGCUACAGUGAUUUUGAGGCCACAAAGUAGAGGAAGGGUUUAUUUGAAAGAUGCGAAUCCGUUUCAUUGGCCGAUCAUUGAGCCGAACUAUUUUGCAGAAGAGCGCGAUGUGGAUACUAUGGUUGAUGGAAUUAAAACUGCAAUCUCAAUAGCUCAUUCUGACCACUUCAAGCGCUACGACACCAAAAUCAGCUCACUCCCGUUUCCAAAUUGUGAACAUCUGCCAUUUGGCUCAGAUGACUACUGGAAAUGUUCAGUGCGUCAAGUGAGUACGACUCUAGGACAUCACGUAGGCACUUGUAAAAUGGGUCCAAGAAGUGAUCCAACUGCGGUUGUUGAUAACGAAUUGAAAGUCUACGGAAUUAAAAAUUUAAGAGUGGUUGACGGAUCGAUAAUGCCUAAUGUCGUUGCUGGUCAUACUAAUGCUGUAGUUUAUAUGAUUGGGGAGAAGGCUAGUGACAUGAUUAAAAAUACUUGGAGAGGAAAGUAGAAAUAUAAUUUUUUUUAGUGGCUCAAACGUUCUAGUCGUAUCUUUAACUUAGUAUUAAUUUCAGACAAUACAUUGCCAAUUAUUUUAUAUUAAAUGACAAAAAAGUAGGUACCUAUGUGUUGUUUUUGACUAAAUUAAGAAAAGAAGAUUUUAGUAAAUACUUUAGUAUAAGCGAAGUGUUUUCUCUAAAUACAUGUAAGACGUUUAAAUAUAAUGAAAUUCAACUUUUAAGUAGUUUUUCCAUUUAUUCAUUUUAUAAGUAAUGGAGUUCCAUUAGGUAAAGGCCUUCAAUACAUGUAUAAUUCAAAAUUAAUUUGGAUUGUCCUAUCGUCAAGUAUAUCGUUGCUCCUUACAGUUUAAUAGUUUCAACGACCUUACACCUUAAACUUAUAAUUAUUAUAUUCGAAUUACAUAUUAGGUAAUAUUUUCG